AUUUCAAAACUCACGAGGCUUCCAGAUGUCUCUGACUUGACUAUCAUUUGCGAAAACGUUAAAUUCGACGUACAUAGCGCCCUUGUGUAUUCUCAAUGCGCGGUUCUUAAAACCGCCUGCACCGGAAAUUUCAAAUCACGAAUUUAUGAAAUGAAAGAUGAAUCCGAAAUUAUUGUUGGGAAAAUGAUCGAUUUCUUUUAUAAGGCAGACUAUGACGAAACCUCGGGUGAUUCUAAAAACGAUAUGUCUGCCCUGCAGCUCCAUGCAAGGGUAUUUGCUCUUGCUGAUAAAUAUCGUGUGAACGAUCUAAAAACUCUUUCUGCGUCCAAGUAUGAGGCGAAUCUGCGAGAUUUUAAACCGGCGGAGUUUCUGGGUUCUAUUCCAGAUGUGUAUAACUUGACGCCGGAGGCAGUUCGGACUCUCAGAGAUAUCGCGAAGAGAACUGCUCGAGAGAAGCUUCUAGAGUGUAUUAUCUCUGAUAGAGAAGCUCGGAAAACUUAUGACAAAAUGAAGGAAUACAUUUUGGGCUUUAUUCUGGAUAUUGUUGACUCCUAUAUCGAGCAGCCACCCGUCAGAUGCAGAAAUCGUUUUUUAGGAGCAUAG
Messenger RNA from Talaromyces proteolyticus, 603 nucleotides. RefSeq lists its product as uncharacterized. The annotation marks the transcript as partial. The record is from RefSeq and is a predicted model, not a curated record. NCBI's taxonomy places the organism in Eukaryota, Fungi, Ascomycota, Eurotiomycetes, Eurotiales, Trichocomaceae. Gene Ontology annotation, molecular function: protein binding. The transcript is spliced from 2 exons.